AUGACGAUGACGACGACAACCACCACAACCACCACCCCCACCACAACCACAACCACUACCUCCACCACAACCUCCACCACAACAUCAACAACAUCUUCUGGGUCUGGGUCUGGCACCAUUACCUUCACGCCCUUCACCACGACCACGACUACGACCACGACGGCCACAACAACCACCACUUCAACAACAAGCACGUCAUCUGGGUCCGGGUCAGGCACGAUUACGCUGACACCAUUUACGACGACAACCACGACGACGACGACCACCACGACGACGUCACCUAGUUGUUUGGAUGACGCGUUUGAGAACAACGACAGCCUGGAGACGGCGUCGUUGCUCUCUGGCCCCAACGGCACGCUAAGCGCCACCAUCUGCUCACUUGACGCCGACUUUUACAGCAUCUUCCUGUGUGCCAACGGCAACCUAUCUGUGCACCUGUACUUUGACCAUGGGCAGGGCGACCUUGAUUUGCAACUGCGCAACCUGGACGACGAGUGGGUGGCGCUGUCGGAGUCGUCCAACGACAACGAGCACUUUAUGUACAUGGAGCCCAACGGCGUCCCUGCAUUCCACUACAUCCGCGUGUACGGGUUUGAUGAGGCAGAGGCCAGCUACACGAUGCAGUACCACCUCGAGUGCCCCGUUACAACCACAACGACGACAACAACAACAACGACCACGACAACCACAACCACGACGACAACGACCACCACCACGGACAGCAUGGUUCGCUGCUCCCCGAGCAUCCCUGCUCUGCCAUUUGGUGCAACGGCAGAUUGCAAGGGCGUUGAUCACGGUGAUACCUGUGUGGCGGAGUGUGCGAAUGGACUUGUGGAGACGGGCAACCCCGCAUACGAAUGCCGCGAUGGGGAGUGGGUUGGUGGCUGUCGCUUUACGUGCACGAGCUGGAUGCCACAUGAGGACAACAUCUACUUGUAUUCUCGCCGCGUGUGCCAAACGCUCGGCGCCACGCUGGCGACCAUUGAUGACGAGGAUGAGAACGCGUUCAUCUUUGGCCUGAACCCACGCACGGAAUCGCUGCGGUGGAUUGGCCUCCGCCGUGACGAUGUGGACAACAGCACCUUCACCUGGGUUGAUGAGCAGGAGCGCAGCUUCGUCUCGUGGCAGGAGAACCAGCCCAUGGAUGCAGCAAGCAACCGGGAUUGCGUGCAGAUGGGUCACCCGACAGGCACCGUGGCUGGUGGCUGGUCUGUGAGCCGGUGCAGCAUGAAGCGCCACUACGUGUGCAAGGCACCCGUGCCCGAGGUCGGUGACUGCGAUGUUCCACCCGUCACCAUCCCCGAUGAGACCACGACGACAGCGACCACCACCACCACCACAACGGCUGCAACCACGACGCUCGAGCAAGGCACAACUGACUCCAACACCACCGCAAACCCGACAGCCACGACAACCACGACCACGACCACGACGACCACGACAACGCCGCCGCCGUUCUCGAUCGUGCUGCGGGUUGAAGGUGCUGGUGAAUGGGAGCAGCGGCAUUCGUCGCCGUUUGACGGCCAGCGGUUCGCUGCCGUGUAUGAUUCGAGCAGGAGCACGCGGGUGGCGCAGCCGCUCAAGUCGCAGGUGGACUCAUACCACACCUUCCUGCAGAGCUGCGCAGAGCUGGUGUACCAACAGGGCGGCGCUGCCAUGUACGUGCGCGACGUACCUGACCGGUACCUCUGCUAUUCGCUGACAGAGCCUGGCUUCUCCGUUAACACGGGCGAGACGUCCACCAGCUGGGUGUUCCUGCGCGACUGA
Molecule: messenger RNA, 1767 nt
Organism: Salpingoeca rosetta
Lineage: Eukaryota; Choanoflagellata; Craspedida; Salpingoecidae
Exons: 2
Coding region: 1-1767 (588 amino acids)
Molecular function (GO): signaling receptor activity
Source: RefSeq, a predicted model, not a curated record